Molecule: messenger RNA, 1410 nt
Organism: Cheilinus undulatus (humphead wrasse)
Lineage: Eukaryota; Metazoa; Chordata; Actinopteri; Labriformes; Labridae
Product: E3 ubiquitin-protein ligase TRIM39-like
Exons: 1
Coding region: 1-1410 (469 amino acids)
Molecular function (GO): protein binding; zinc ion binding
Source: RefSeq, a predicted model, not a curated record
AUGACUGCUGUGUUUCCCCAUGCUGAAGAUGAUUAUUUCUGUUCAGUAUGCAGCAAGGUCUUCAACAAUCCUGUUCUGCUGUCCUGCAGCCACAGCUUCUGUAAAGACUGUCUGGAGCUCUGGUGGGUGGAUAAACCUUUACGCCCAUGUCCUCUGUGUCGAGCACCUUCAACAGGUGAGCCACACCGUAACCUGGCAUUAAAGAACCUGUGUGACUCCUUCUUAAAGCAUCUUUCUCUGGAGGAUAAGACCUCUGAAACAGAGACAGUCUGCAGUCUGCAUUCAGAGAAGUUGAGGCUCUUCUGUCUGGAUCAUCAGCAGCCAGUGUGUGUAGUCUGUCGGGAUUCCAGGGCUCAUACCAACCACAGAUUCAGACCCAUCAAUGAGGCUGCAGACGACUACAAGGAGGAGCUCAGGAAACACCUGAAGCUUUUACAGGAUAGAAUAGAGCACUUCAAUAAAGUCAAAGUGGAGUGGGAUCAAACGGCAGCAUAUAUAAAGACCCAGGCUCUAGACACAGAGAAACAAAUCAAGGAGAUGUUUAAGAAACUUCACAAGUUUUUAGAAGAGGAGGAAAAGGCCAGAGUGGCUGCUGUGAGGAGGGAGGAGGAGGAGAAGAGUUCAGAAAUGAAGAUAAAGAUUCACGUUUUGACCAGAGAAAUAGCAAGUCUUUCAAAGACCAUCAAAGCCACAGAAAAGGAGCUGAAAUCAGGAAGUGUCACCUUCUUUAACAACUACAAGGCUGCAGUGGAAAGGGCCAAGCAGCGCCCCCUGGUGGAGGAUCCACAGUUGGGGCCAGGAGCUCUGAUCGAUGUAGCCAAACACCUGGGCAACCUGAGCUUCAACGUCUGGAACAAGAUGAAGGAGAUGGUGACGUAUUCUACAGUUGUUCUGGAUCCAAGCACUGCAGGAUUACAUCUAUUUGUGUCUGAAGAUCUGAAAAGUCUGAGAUUUACACAGAGGGAUUACCCGCCAUUGAAAAACCCAGAAAGAGUUGAGGGGUACCCAAUGGUGCUCGGGUCUGAGGGGUUUAACUCAGGGACUCACAGCUGGGAUGUCGAGGUCAGGAGUGAUGCAGACUGGGCUGUUGGUGUGAUAGCAGAGUCUGUGUCUAGGAAGGGAGACAUCCAGAGUGGAUUUUGGGAGGUUCAGUUUUUUGAUGGUAAAUACAGAGCGUACGCUCCACCAAUGACAGAUACAAUCCUUUCUGUGGACCAGCAGCUGCAGAAGAUCAGAGUGAAGCUGGGCUGGAGCAGAGGGAAACUGUCUUUCUAUGAUCUGGAUAUGAAUACACACCUUCACACUUUCUAUCAGAUCUUCAAUAAGCGCCUGUUCCCGUUUGUCAGCACAAUAAACAAAAAUUCACUGAGCAUAGUCCCAAAGAAAUUCAAGGUGCAGAUAGAGAUAUAG